GACUAUGCAGUGUUUCGUUUGGAAAUUUCUCAAAGCCAGAAAGAAAACCGGGCAUUGCGGAGGAAACUACAGCUACUCGAACUGAAGGUGGCAAGGGAGCGCGUCCUCGCCAGUCGCCCCAGUAGUGUCAAGAUCCUCGACCGAUACAGAGGAAUGGCAAGAGGACAGCUCACUGAAGGCCACAGGAGCUUUGUGAAGCCAGUGGGACACAAUACAUGGAUAGAUGACCAACCAGAUACUGUUGAUGAGGGGAGUGGAACCUCAAUCCAGCACGUUAUCGUGAUAGAGUCUGCAGAUGCAGAGGAURCAGGUCAUGGGGUCAAGCAGCACAGGUCUGAAGGAGAGGGCCCAAGGCAAAGRGGAGACAUCCAGACUGGAGUGGCUGGUGCGCCCUAUGAAGCCAUGGAGGACCCCACCACCUCUGRGCCCCAGCCCAGGACCCGACUCAGCAUCACGGAGGUCAGUGGAAGGCCCGACGCCGUCCUCAAGUCAGAGACAGACACCAAGCCUUUAACUGUAACACAAAGGCUCUUACACAGAGGAUCUGACCACAUAUCAGACCCAGAYAGACUGGGGCAGGGGCCACUGAGCUGUCCUCCUGCUUCAGGCUCAGAGUAUUUACCGGUAUUUCACCAGAGCCAGAGGAUGGUUCAUUCCCGUGGGGAUGGCUAUGGUGACGCAUUAGACACUGGCGGUGAUGAUCCAUCUUGUUCUUACACUACAGAGAUGGGCCCUGGCAACAUGCCUUUGGGUUUAGAGACACAGACUGAUCUGUCUAGAGGGGACUGGAACCAGUACAGUAGUAGUCUACACUCUGAAGGCUGCCUAGAUAAGAAAGGGGAGGUUAUAGUCAUAGAUGAGGUGACUGUGAAAAUGGAGGGCGACGCUCCUCUGACAUGGAAUGCAGACAAGACUCACUUAGGAGAAGGACACUCUCAGGGAAACACCAGGGACUUUUUAGAGACAAAAAUAAAUGURGCGACCCACUCCCCUUUGCACGCGUUCAGGGAUCGCGACUCAGUGUCCACAUCGAUGGCACCAUCCAAUUCACAUGGCCGCAUCCUCUUUGAUCAGGUACUGAACUCAAACGACAGGGCUGGAGCCCAGGCUCAGGGAGGGGGAGCCACAUCAGGCAAUAGUAAAGAGAAACGGUUCUUCUGCAUGUUCUGUAACAAAGGCUUCAGCUGCCCCCAGAAGGUGGAGAUCCACCAGAGGGUCCACACAGGGGGGAAGCCCUUCAGCUGUACCCAGUGUCAAAUGCGCUUCGCCCAGGCUCGUGGCCUGAAGAGGCACCAGAGGGUACACACAGGGGUGAAACCCUACAGCUGCCCCCAGUGUGAGAAGAGGUUCUCCCGCCAGGACCAUCUGAAGAUGCACCUGAAGGUCCACACAGGAGAGAAGCCGUUUGCCUGUAUGCACUGCGGGAAGKGGUUCUCAGAGAGGAGAUACCUCAGGAUACACCAGCAGAAAAAUCAUUCCACUGGAUAGCUUAGAACAAACCCUGCAUUAAAGACGAAGAUUAAUUUUUAUUGUUGUCAGCACAAACGAUCCACAGAUGCAUUUGGAAUAACGAGAGUUAAGCCCAGUUCAGAUGCAACAGCCGACAUGAGACAAGAUAAAACUAGCUAGUUUUAAAAUGUUAUGUUGUACAACAGCUGACUAAAGAGGAGGCAUUCAGAUCAAGAAGACGAGARGUGCAGUUGAGACRGUUUCCACGGUAAUGGUGCCUCUACAAUGACAUGAUGCAACAAAGUUGCCACUUGUUGUAGCAAGUGAGCGUCAUGAAAUACAUGCACCAGAAACAGGGUACACCUUGGGCCCGACUUAGGAAUMUAUGCCUUUCCUARGCACMUCUCAGUAUUUGGUAUUCAGACUUACCUUAUUCAGUCACAUAAUGCUCUCUGCAGGUGUGGCUACCUUGCGUGCUCUGAAUAAAUUUCAUUCAACUGCUGAAAACCCUCCUCUUGCUGGCUAACAGAUUUUCUCGUGGAGUUUUCAUUCAAUGGGGUUUUCAGCACAUUCAUCUUACAUUACAUUUUUUGGGGCGUUUAGAAGACACUCUUAUCCAGAGCGACUUASAGUAAGUAGUUAGUGCAUA
This is a messenger RNA of Salvelinus sp. IW2-2015, 2098 nucleotides long. NCBI's taxonomy places the organism in Eukaryota, Metazoa, Chordata, Actinopteri, Salmoniformes, Salmonidae. The record is from RefSeq and is a predicted model, not a curated record.